CUACGUAUUACAAUUAACAGCAAACCACAAUUAUUGGCACAUCUGUGCGAGGGUGUAUAUAGCUAAUGGAAUGCAUUUAAGAGGCAACGAGGUUUGUGGGAUACCCCACUCCAUUAGUAGUUUACAGAGCUCAUUUUUCACACAGGAUCAUCAUCAAGCAAUUUAGCAUCACUUAUUCAUGUGUAAUCAGCAUUACAAGCAUUCUAUGCGUAGAUGCAUGAUGUACAGUAGAUCUCUGUACUGUUACAUAACCACCAAAAUACAUAGUUAAAUCCAAGAAAGCAAUGCCGCCAGGCUACAGGUAUUGUAGCGCUAGCACAUAAUUAUGCUUCCCUCACUGCAUGGUUGGUAUGGUGAUUUAAAGGCAUGAUAAUUUAAUGUGUGUGUGGGAUGUUUAUCAUGCACUCAAAUUGUGGCCACAUUAGUAUAAGCCAUAGACUCACUGUGUAAACUAAGGACGCAAUUAGGGAAUAGUUGGAAGUCUUUCACACAUGAACCCGAUGACACAAGAUGACUAUAUAACCACAAGUGCAUGGACAGUGUAUUGAAGCUAGCAAAAGACAUGUGGAAUGGCACUCUUUACAACAAUGAGCAUUGAGGUUCUGUAUAUCUUAGGACUGCAUGCAGUACUUAUUGCAAGUGAAGACUUAGUUGACCUGGAAGCACUGUGCUCGUCGAACAGAGCUGGGGCAAAGUGGACAGUUAUAUCACCUACUUACAAUGGUGCUAUCGAUCUCGACUUCAGUUGCACUAAUGAGAAUAUGACACUCAGCUCUGACAAUUGCUUCCAUAAGCGUGGUGGGCUACCUGUUCUAAGGCAACUGCAGAUACCAGAGCCUUAUUCAAUGACUCAUGUUAUCAGUACGGACCUAGCACCAGGGACAGUGUGUACAUUCACCGCCAAUGUGCUGAACCGAUUUCAACACCAAGUAGAGACAAGUACUACAAGCUGCACAGUUGGAGCCCCAACUGCACCAGCUGUGCUACCAGCUGAAUGCAUAUUUGCUAAUGAACAAUGUCAGUGCUCAUGCAGUCCGGGCUUUGAGGGAAUAGCUAACAACAGCAUUGACGGGAAUGCCUGCAAAGAAGUUGCCAAUGAGGUAGCAAACAUAACAUUUACAUCGAAGUCCAUCCUCACCAUAGCCCCGACCAGCACUAUAGCGACCCCAACAUUCACUAAUAGCUCAUACCUCAUUACUACAACAGACGUGACUAAACCAGCUACAGCCUCCAAUUUUAUUUUACCGUUUGCUGAAUCAGCAACGAUCAUCACUACCUCACCCACACCUACAUCAGUUGAAAUUUUACCCCAAGCGUCAAUACUCACUACCGUCAUCUUGCUACCAGCCAUAAUCAUUGCUCUACUGCUAAUAAUUGUCUGUCUACCACUGAUCUGUUUCGGGAGAAGAAAACAUCGGAGAGAAAGAUUACACAUGAUGCAAGCUAUGCCUUUUACAAUACAAAAGUCUGAAAAAAUAGACCCUGACUUCAAUCCAAUUGAAAUCGGGAAAUCGACUGUUGUAUCGGAAUCAAUGCACAGUAUAUUUAACUUUCUCAAUCCAACCGGCUCAGACAUUCAGCUUCCUGCAAUUGAGGGAGCACAAGAAUUCCACGGCAAUAACACAGCUACAAAUGAUCAGGAAGACACUAAGUGUUCUUGCAAUAACAACGAGAAAAACUCCGGACAUGUGACAGAGUGUACACGCCAAGACAGCUUGAUUAGUGAGAUGACUGAAUACCUUGAUUCUCCUGGGUACGGGAGCGACAAUAAAAAAGUGUCGACACAUUAUUGGAAUACUAGUGAUUACGUUGAUGAUCCAUCAUCACAAUUUUCACAGCCAACUGACUACACCAUGCCAAUUUUUAGCAGACCACACGUCUAUUUUAGUUUCCCUAGUGACUUUUUGAACUAGUGAUUGUCUUUAUAAUACUGAUAACUACAUACUGA
Halichondria panicea is the source of this 1948-nucleotide messenger RNA. RefSeq lists its product as uncharacterized. The record is from RefSeq and is a predicted model, not a curated record. The coding region runs from base 570 to 1913 and encodes 447 amino acids. NCBI's taxonomy places the organism in Eukaryota, Metazoa, Porifera, Demospongiae, Suberitida, Halichondriidae. The transcript has 8 exons.